AUGCGUGCCAAUAUAUUGGCACAGUUGCGUGUAUUGAUGUCAUGGGCACGGCUAAACGCCCCCGGUUGUCCGGAUCCGUCGGGAACCGAGGUAUCGCAGUCAGUGAUCCAAGCCCACCAGGAAGCGGAUUUGCAACGACGUUUGCGUUACGCGGAUUCCAUGGAACUGCCCGAGCUGGGCGACGAAAUAGUGGACGAUCUAUACCUGGAUGUUUCUGACAGUAUACAACAAUUGCAGCCUGAACUGGUCCCUAAAGGAACUUACACACAACCGUUAGAAAUGGAAAUAAAUCAAGCCACACUCAACAGUCCGAGUGGAUACCGCGCCGGGGUUGGUGAAACCUCAAGUGCAAAUUUGAAUCGCACCGGUAUUUUCGCAAUCUAA
Messenger RNA from Echinostoma caproni, 384 nucleotides. Lineage: Eukaryota; Metazoa; Platyhelminthes; Trematoda; Plagiorchiida; Echinostomatidae. The record is from the annotation of a GenBank genome assembly.